Molecule: messenger RNA, 2370 nt
Organism: Osmerus eperlanus (European smelt)
Lineage: Eukaryota; Metazoa; Chordata; Actinopteri; Osmeriformes; Osmeridae
Gene: rcn1
Product: reticulocalbin 1, EF-hand calcium binding domain
Exons: 6
Coding region: 339-1301 (320 amino acids)
Cellular component (GO): endoplasmic reticulum
Molecular function (GO): calcium ion binding
Source: RefSeq, a predicted model, not a curated record
GUGGUGCUCAGUGGUGUCCCGUAGCAACCAGUCGGAUACGUUUGAAGCGAAAGUACUACCUAAAGGCGGGCUAUAGCGGUUCUGAAAUGACCUGCAAUGUAACAAAACCCACUCUGACUUUGCAGAAAGACUUGGGAGUUGGAUACAGCGUUUCGGCAAUACUGCCGCGCUUCGCAAAGUAAGAAAGAUAGCCAGGGUUGGCUAAGUUAGUGUCUGGCGCAGGAUAAUAACAUUGGCUACAUUUGUUGCUGUUUGUAACCUCGGGUUGUUCACAUAGCUCCACACAGACAGCGGCACGUUCCUAAACAGCAGACCCGUAAACCCGCUGUAGCCUACUGAUGGACGUGCGCACAUACGUGUGUGCGCUGCUCCUAUGCAGCGGCGCAGUGUUCGGUAAACCCACACUGAGGAAAGAUCGGGUCCACCACGAACCCGAACUAGCGAGGCCAGCUAACGAAGACAAUCAGAGCCAUCAGUUCGACCACGAGGCCUUCCUCGGUAAAGAGGAGGCUACGACGUUUGAUCAACUAACCCCGGAGGAAAGCAAAGACAGGCUCGGUAAGAUAGCGGACCGGAUCGACGGUGAUGGCGACGGCUUCAUCACCAUCGCAGAGCUGAAGGCGUGGAUCAAGCGUGUGCAGAAGCGCUACGUGUACGAGAAUGUGGCCAAGGUGUGGACGGACUACGACCUCAACAAAGACAACAAGAUCUCCUGGGAGGAGUACAAGCAGGCCACGUACGGAUACUACCUGGCCAACCCCGGGGAGUUUGAGGACACCACCGACCAGUUCAGCUUCCGGAAGAUGCUGCCGCGAGACGAGAGGCGCUUCAGGACAGCCGACCUGGACGGAGACACGGCCGCCGACCGCGAGGAGUUCACCUCCUUCCUGCAUCCCGAGGAGUUCGACCACAUGAAGGACAUCGUGGUUUUGGAAACCCUGGAGGACAUCGAUAAGAACGGAGAUGGCCAUGUGGAUGAAGAUGAGUACAUUGCGGACAUGUUUGCUCACGAGGAGGGCGGUCCUGAGCCGGACUGGGUCCGCACGGAGCGCGAUCAGUUCUCCGACUUCCGAGACCUGAACAAGGACGGCCGGAUGGACGUGGAGGAGAUCCGGCACUGGAUCCUCCCCCAGGACUACGACCACGCCCAGGCAGAGGCUCGUCACCUGGUGUACGAGUCCGACCAGGACAAGGACCAGAUGCUGACGAGGGAGGAGAUCCUGCAGAACUGGAACAUGUUCGUGGGCAGUCAGGCCACUAACUACGGAGAGGACCUGACCAAGAACCACGACGAGCUCUGAGCGGGACUGGGAGAGGGGGGGGGGGGGGGGGUGUGAGUGUGGAUAUGAAUGUUUGUCUAUGAGUACAUGUCUUUGAGUGUGUUUGUGUGCGUGUGUGACAAAACAAAGCCUUAACACACUGCUGUGGUCAGCCAGUACUGAACACUACAGAUGAUAUCUGAUGACUGGAUGGGACUGGUACAGAGACCUAAACCUGCAGUGACAGGACAGGACAGGAAACUAAACGUCCGUCGGUCAAGGACCACCACACCACCUCGACCAUGCUGGUCCAGUUCCCUAAGCUGGGAUGUGUUGUUCUUGUGUCGUCAGUGUUGCCUUCCAGCCAGCCAGCGCUCUGGCCUAGCUGCUACCAGCCACUGUCAGACCUAGUUCCUGGAUAUGGGUUCUGUGGUGUCCAGAACCCUCCCAGAAGCAGGCAGACGUGAGGACAGCGGUCUGGGUCUUCAGGAGAGCCGUCUUGAUUGUGGAGCUUUGACGGAACAACCAAGAGUCCUUCUACAACUGUAAUUUAUUUAGUUGUUUAAACUUGAAAGUGGGUUGUUGUGAAGAGCGUUACUGAUAUUCCUUGUGUUUCCCUCCAGAGAUGGCCACACUCGUUCCUUUAUUAACAUUUGACAUAUUUUGUGUAUUUUUGGGCCUGUUCCAUCAGACUGGGACAGAAGUGGUGUCAAUGUUUGAUUUGUCUGAUUCUGAUUACUUUUACAAACUGUUACCAACAUGUCUUGUCUUGGAAGACCUCUACACGUUCUCCUUCACCAUGAAAACGAGCUCGAUGUUGGUCACAAUCCUUUUCUUUGUUUAUCAAGACAUGCAUGUGUAUAAUAUUUGCUGAAUAUAGAUUUUAUGCCUGAGAGUGAGUCUUGUUUCCUUGUGAAAGCUGUUGUUUAGCUUUCUGUUUUGUCCUUUUUUUUUUUUUUUAUCCUCGCCAAGGGUUCUGAUGUUGUGUGGGUGGAGUCAUGCAGAACUCUGCUUAUCUCAAAACAUCUUCAUGCUAUACCUCCGAAUUACAAUAUGUUCUACGAUUUAUAUCAGUGGUUUUUUUUGUUGAAGAAAAAUACACUUUCAAAAU